AAUUACGUGUUGGUAGUGCUGUAAGUGUCUUGAUACAUUGCCGCAUCAUCUCGAAGUUUGUCUCCUCGCUAGUUUCACCUCGCGACCGACGACAAAAAACCAAAACAAUAACUUCACUCGUCAAUCGAGAGCUUGCCUUGCCAUAAGUAUAAUGUCAAUGCAGAGCAUUUUGUGUUCUGAAAAACGAGUGAAACCGAGAUGAUGUAGUAAAUGAUGUUUAACGAAGUCUUCUGACUCGGCUUCUGGCGGGGAAGGAGGUGAUCGUGCCACAAGUGAGCUAGUACGCGUCGGGAUAUUACUAAAUACAGCAUAACACAUAAGUAAAAGGGAAGCGCUUCUCCCUAGGCCUCUCUCUCCCCGGCAUGCGAUUCAUUUAAUAUCCACUUUUAAAUUCCUACUGCCUCUCCUUAUCAUAUCUCACCAUCCUUCAUGCUUGUCGCUCGUGCGUGAGCGCUAUCUCAUCCAGCUUCCAACUUCACGCCCUUGUCUCGAGAUGAAUAACACCCUCGAAAUACCAUCUGAUAUCGCCUUACUCAACGGACCCAUACUACUUGGAUUUUUCUUUAACUGGGCGCUCGUCGGUGCAUUAACGAUUCAAGUCUUCUUAUACCACAUACACUAUCCCAAUGAUAGCAAGAAAAUCAAAUAUCUAGUAUACGGUCUUUAUCUAACAGAAUGGGUCCAAACAAUACUCAUGACCAAUGAUGCGUUUCAAUGGUUUGUGUUUGGUUAUGGUCACCCCAAUACACUCGACAACUACUAUACAUCUUGGUUCAACGUGCCGGUAUUGACGGGAAUCAUAUCCAUGGUCGUUCAACUCUUCUUUAGCUGGCGCGUCUGGAUACUGGCGAGAAAAUAUUUAAUACCAUGUACUAUCGCCUUUAUUGCUCUUACUCAGGGUUGCGCUGGAGUGGCAAGCGGGAUACAGUUGCGCGAACUACCAAAUUUUCUAGCGCUUUCAACUCUCUCACCUGCAGUCUCGGUAUGGCAUGCAGGCAGUGCUACUGCGGAUAUCCUGAUCGCAGUGUCCAUGACCUAUCUGUUGCUCAAAAGAAAGAGUACGCACGACGGAACAAAUUACGUCGUUUUGCGGCUCAUUCAGCUGACUGUCGAAACGGGUUCAAUCACAGCUGUGGCUUCGAUCCUGGAUCUCGUACUCUUUCUGGUGUUUCCCAACACCAACCUCCAUAUGUGCGCAGCAAUCAUGCUAGGGAAAUUAUAUACCAACUCUCUCGUCGUAGGGCUCAAUAACCGCUUCUAUGCUCAACGGCACCACGAUCGGCGCGAUACCACGUCUACGCGCGUUCAGUUCGAGCAGAACGGGAACCUUAGUUCGCUCUCGUCUUCCUCAAAUGCUAACACGACGAACAGCAUGUCGUCGGAUGCGUACAAAUUGGCGGUCUUGCCUGACGUAGAUACCGGUGCUAGCUCAAGCAUGCUGAAGAGCAUUGCCCUUGAUUCAGAGGAACUGUGCCCUUUGCCUUAGUGUUGCUUAUCCUGAACAGACUCAUUUAGCACGUUCUGGCCGGCCUAUUCGAAACUCGGCUGGACAAACGACAUAUAUAGUCUGCCUGCCAUCUAUCGUCGAGCUACUCGCUCGCUGUUCCUACGAGAGCUGUUCAUACGACCUCACUGUACAGAGACUGCCGGCUUAUAUCGACAGGCCAAGCCGAGAACGGGAACGACAGGCCACGGUGUUUACAGUGGUAGGCCGAUUUUGGGAUGACUAUAUGCCCUAUGUACAUGGAGGACAGAUCAUCUGUAAAAGCUCUAUCGUGAUAUCUGGGUGAUAAUUAUGUACCGUUAUUUACCAGAUAUAAUUUUUUUUGUAAAUCUCCAAUUGAGCCUCGUAAUUUCG
Messenger RNA from Serpula lacrymans var. lacrymans S7.9, 1858 nucleotides. RefSeq lists its product as uncharacterized. Lineage: Eukaryota; Fungi; Basidiomycota; Agaricomycetes; Boletales; Serpulaceae. The record is from RefSeq and is a predicted model, not a curated record. The transcript is spliced from 14 exons. Bases 494 to 1486 code for a protein of 330 amino acids.